ACCGUGAAGUGUGCACCUCUCCAUAGGUUUAAAUGCGGAAGUUUUACUCCUGCGUGGGGAAGCCACAGUUACCAGAAAUUAGAACGGCACACAGCAGGGAAAGAGAAAGGACGAUCAAGUGUGAAUCGCGACUCUGUGCGUGGUACCCCGGUUUCGGUAAAUUGAUGAACAACGGCGGCGCACUGAUUGCCGAAAGCCGCAACGUUCGUCGCAAUAUGGCGGUAUGAUUGAUAAGAUAAACCGCGAUCCAGAAUACCGCGAUACCAAUCGGUGAUUGCGCGGGUGUCUCCCACAUCUUCUUCACCUUUACCGCCCAACGUGACGGCAGUGCAAGAGGUGUGAAAUGGGCGCCGAGUACCUAGGUGGGUGGUGAUAUCUGCACCACCUGAAGCCAGUUGAUAUGGUUCGUUGCAGUCCACGGUCAGUAGUUACUGCAGCGCCGUUGAGUCCGGUUCGCUCGGCUUAUCCGUCAGUCAACGUACGCCAUCUUUCCAGCGAGUCCUCACCACCUCAACGAUCAAACCCUGUUCCAGAUGGAAGCUACCAGCACUCCAACAGAAUCCUGUCCGGGGGAUAUGUCAGAACCGGAGCUGGCUGUUGUCCGCAUGCGGUCUCUGGAUGAGUCACAAUCGCCGAGCAUUCGGUCGGAUGGAUCCGGAUAUCGAAAGUCAUCGCUGUACGUGUACGGCGAUGGUCAGUUUAGCAUUACGCUCAAACACUACGACAGUAUUGUGAGCGAAGUCAAGUGUCCUGGGUGUGCAGAGCCGAUGGAUGGACCUAUUACAAUGUGUGGCACCGGCCACAGUAUCUGCGCCGUCUGCCGUGCUAAGCGAGGUACCUGUCCACUGUGCGGAGAUCGAGUGACUGAGCUGCGCAACUACACACUGGAGGCUAUCGUUUCGAAAGUACAGUUCCCGUGCAAAAACUCCGCCAAGGGCUGUGCGGUACGUCUACCGUUGCAGCUAUUGCGCUGGCAUAAAGAACGGUGCGGUUACAAGCUUAUCGAGUGUUUUAUGGGCAAGGUGUGGGGUGCGUGCGGAUGGCACGGUUGCGAGCGAGACUGGAUGGCCCACUGUCUGGAGGCACACGCCGAUCACGUCUAUCAGGACCCAACGGUGGAACUUCGCUGGGAGUUUGGUGCGGAAGCUAGCCAGCGGGCCUCCGAGUUGCAGCUGGUGGUGGCUUACCACGUACUCUGUGCGUACGGUGAAGCGUUCAACCUGUACCAGGUGUACGAUCAGGACAGCCGGACCGUACUGUGGACGGUUAUCUGUACUACCAAGGAGUCGAAGGUAAGCUCUCGGUUCGCGUUCGAGCUGGAGCUGUACUCACCGAUCGACAGUUGGAAACUUUUGGUGCAACGGUUCCCGUGCCAUUCGGAACUUGAUCCGGAUUUUCUGAAGGAUGGCCACUGCUCCAAGAUUCCGCUCGCUGAUGCGAUGCGCUUCAUGACGGAAGACAAGGUUCUGCACUACCGAGUACGGGUGCUUGAGGUUGGCCCUUCACGUAGCCAAAGUUUGAUGAAGUUAAGCAAUGGUACGGGAAGUAUCGCGUCCACAUCACACCUACCAACCAACUACUGCUGCAAGAACAUCGAAAACGUUAACCUCAAGGCGGUCCCGGAAGGGAACAUCAUCUGCCGAAAGCAGCCAUCGAUCAACACGGAGCCGUUAACUGCCCAGGAUGAUGAUGACGUUUUUCUACCCUACGUUGACGCUGAUGAAGAAAGCACCAACACUCUGGGUAAAUCAGUACGACCACCAUAUGAACAGAGUUCACCAAACCGUUCGUCCAAUCUGAGGAUGGCAGCAUCCGUUCCGAUGUUGGCCCAAAUGGGUCAUCUGAAUGAUACCGAACCGCCGUCACAGGUAGAGUUGCAACCGAUUCAACAACUGGUGCGAGUAAAGGUUGCCGAACGGGAGCACCCUGUCAAGAUGCAGGCACAGUACGCGGUUCGGAAACAGUCGACCAAAACAAACGGUAACAUGGAGCGAGGUUCCUCCAGCGAGAGCCUUGCCACGAAGUCGUCCAAAGGCACAGGAUUGUCCAAGUUUUACAACGUCACCAUGUACAAGGCAGCGAAAUUUCUUGACAAGAAAGGCAUCAAGUAAAAUGGUUGCUGAGAUUAGUGUAAUAUCUGCUAUUUCCUGCGCAUUGGUCCAGGUAGAGUAGCGGUAGGAUUAUCCCUCAGCGAAGCGGUAGCAAAAACGAGGCAGUUCAUUAAGGUAAGAGAUCGGAUCGGAGGCGCUCACUUGUUUGGUACAAUCGUGACAGGUAUAGUUAUUUGUUUUCUAAUAUAAUCCUACUCCCAUUAGACUUAAAAACUGAGUACUGAAGUUCGUUCCACGUGUUUGUCGAAUAAACAAGCAGUUUUAUUUGCGAUUCGUUAGCACAAAA
Messenger RNA from Anopheles stephensi (Asian malaria mosquito), 2397 nucleotides. RefSeq names its product E3 ubiquitin-protein ligase SIAH2. Bases 534 to 2111 code for a protein of 525 amino acids. The record is from RefSeq and is a predicted model, not a curated record. Lineage: Eukaryota; Metazoa; Arthropoda; Insecta; Diptera; Culicidae. Gene Ontology annotation, cellular component: cytoplasm. Gene Ontology annotation, biological process: proteasome-mediated ubiquitin-dependent protein catabolic process; multicellular organism development. Gene Ontology annotation, molecular function: zinc ion binding; ubiquitin conjugating enzyme binding; ubiquitin protein ligase activity. The transcript is spliced from 2 exons.